Molecule: messenger RNA, 1085 nt
Organism: Paraglomus brasilianum
Lineage: Eukaryota; Fungi; Glomeromycota; Glomeromycetes; Paraglomerales; Paraglomeraceae
Source: the annotation of a GenBank genome assembly
ACGAACAAGAAUUAAGAAAAGAAUAUAAAAAUUAUGCAAAUAACAAAAAUACUGAGGAAAUAAAAAAAGAAACUCAGUAUCGAAAUAUUCUUUUAAUUGGAAGAACUGGUAAUGGUAAAUCAACAUUAGCUAAUGUUCUAGUUAAUAAAGAAGGUGAGUUCGAAGAAUUUUUUAAAGAGGGUCAUGGUAGUGCCAGUGAGACAAGAAAAAUAAGUGAUAAAGUUUUUGAGGUGGAUGGAGUAAAAUAUCGGAUAAUUGAUACUCCUGGACUUGGUGAUACGAAAUUAACAAAAAUUGAAACCUUACAAGAAAUAGCUAAAGUGUAUGACAAAGUUAAGGAUGGGUUAAGCCAAAUCCUGUUUGUAAACAAUGGGAAAUUUACGCCAGAGGAAAUAGAAACCUACAAUAUCCUAAAAGAAAUUCUUUUUGAUGAAAAUAUUACUAAAUAUACUACUAUUGUUCGAACUAAUUUUGAUAGUUUUGAUGAUGAAAGAAAAUGUAAAGAGGAUAUUCAGUCACUACUUUUAGAGAAUAAUAAAACAAUUACUGAAAUGAUUGAAUCAUGCAGCGAAAGAAUUACCCAUAUAAAUAAUCCGCCAAUAAAUAUUAGUGGUAAUAAUGCAAGAGUAGUGGGAGCACAAAUUAGUAUCAACAAGGAAGUUCGUGAAAUGUCUAGGGAAAAACUUCUGAAACGCUUAGUGGAAUGUGAUAAAAUCUACAAACCAGAAAGCAUCGAAAUACUAAAUAGGAUAGAAUUGAAAGAGAGACCGGUCGAUGAAACUGAUAAGGAAGAAAAAAUUUAUGGAGUUCUACCUUAUGUGGCACCGGAAGUGCUUCAAACCAAAAACGAAAUCAAGGGCAAAAAGGAUACUGAAUUUUACCGGCAAUAUCAAGAAAUCGAAGAACUAACUCCCCAGUCAAAUGUAGUUCUUGAUUACCAGGUUAACUCCCCGGCAACUUAUACCAGCCAACUUUUAGAUACUGGUGAUCUUCCUGAACCCCAAAAUAGUCAAGAAAUUAAUGACCAAUUUUAUGAAUUAUAUUCGCAAUAUGGCUUCGACUUAGAAGAAAAAGCUGAGGAUUGA